AGUGGAAUCCCGAACUCUUUGAGGAGGGUUUACCGUCGCCCCUAAAACCCUCCAUCGAUCCAAUCUAUUAUCCCUUCCAUCUCGCCGCCUCGACUUGGAAUUAGAAACCGACCUAUACCUACGCCUCGUCUCCGCAUCCCACGCGGAAGAAACUACCAAUGGCUCUCCCCAAUCAGCAGACGGUGAACUACCCCAGCUUCAAACUCGUCAUUGUAGGCGACGGUGGCACCGGCAAGACCACCUUCGUGAAGAGGCAUCUGACUGGAGAGUUUGAAAAGAAGUAUGAACCCACCAUUGGUGUUGAGGUCCAUCCCUUGGAUUUCCACACCAACUGCGGGAUGAUCCGCUUCUACUGUUGGGACACUGCAGGCCAGGAGAAGUUUGGUGGGCUCAGGGAUGGAUACUACAUCCAUGGCCAGUGUGGUAUCAUUAUGUUUGAUGUUACUUCACGGCUAACAUACAAGAAUGUUCCAACUUGGCACCGUGAUUUAUGCAGGGUCUGUGAAAACAUCCCAAUUGUGCUUUGUGGGAAUAAGGUUGACGUGAAGAACAGGCAGGUAAAAGCUAAGCAGGUGACAUUUCACAGGAAAAAAAGCCUGCAGUACUAUGAGGUCUCAGCUAAGAGCAACUACAACUUUGAGAAACCUUUCUUGUACCUUGCCAGGAAGCUUGCUGGUGAUUGCAAUCUUCGCUUUGUUGAAAGCCCUGCUCUCGCUCCUCCUGAUGUCACAAUUGACAUGGCCGCCCAGCAGCAGCAUGAAGCCGAGCUGGCAGCUGCUGCAGCCCAACCAUUGCCAGAUGACGAUGACGACCUGAUCUAGUAGAUGUUGCAUUACGCUGCUUUAUUUACAUGUCGUCGCCCAAUGAGUCUUGUUCUUAGAUCUUGUGUCCUAAACUUUGGGAGGAUGGAAUUUUUGUAAGUAUGCAUGCUAUUGAGACUAGUUAGGUUCCAGUAGAUGGUGAUGAACUUGCGUCAUUGCAAUGCUUAUUUGCUUUGAUUGCCAAAUAAAAUGCCUGUUUCCCCUAAUUUUGAUGUUUUCAA
Molecule: messenger RNA, 1042 nt
Organism: Sorghum bicolor (sorghum)
Lineage: Eukaryota; Viridiplantae; Streptophyta; Magnoliopsida; Poales; Poaceae
Product: GTP-binding nuclear protein Ran-1
Exons: 8
Coding region: 159-821 (220 amino acids)
Biological process (GO): ribosomal subunit export from nucleus; protein import into nucleus
Cellular component (GO): nucleus; cytoplasm
Molecular function (GO): GTP binding; GTPase activity
Source: RefSeq, a predicted model, not a curated record